CAUCUAUCUUUUCAGCUCAAAUGUAAUCGGAAUAGGAAAUUUUUUUAAAGAAUGGCAAUAAAUAAAUGAGAUAAGCUAACAUGCCUUAAAUAAAACCUAGAUUAUGGGCUAGUAUAAUGCUUGAUAAAUGUGAUAUGAUAGCUAAUUUAUUUCAAAUAUUUGAUUAAUUAAUAGAUCCAAGAUUAAUAUUUUUUGAUUAAGAUUUAACUAAAUAAUAAAGUGAUAUAUGUAUGGAUAAUAAUAUGAUUAAAAUUAGUUUUUAAUGCAUAAGCAUUAUUUCCUUUGUUCUCAAGAUUGGAAAAGUCUGAUCCUUAGAUAUGUUUAUAUGUUACAAUAAAAUAUGGAGCAAAAGAUAUUCCAGGAUAGUUUAGUGGAAUAAUCAUUUUUUAUAAUUUAUUUAGAUUCCAUAUAAUUUUGAUUUUUAAGAAAUAAAAUAAUAAUUUGGAAUAUAUUAAAAAUAGAUAAAAUAGGAAAGAGAAGAAUAUGAAUAGGAAUUGA
Molecule: messenger RNA, 498 nt
Organism: Paramecium pentaurelia
Lineage: Eukaryota; Ciliophora; Oligohymenophorea; Peniculida; Parameciidae
Source: the annotation of a GenBank genome assembly